AGCAACUCAACUAUUAAAAGCUAAAACAUCCCGGUUUUUCUUCUACUUAAACCCCAUAUUCAAUUAUCACAUUAUGUCUUAUUCUGAUGCUGUCAAGUCCUCUGGCCCUGUAGGUGCCAAAAAAGUCCCUCCUGUACCCACCGUCAACAACACCUCCAGUCCUAACGGUAAUGUUGAGGUGAUUCCUGAAGACAAGUUGAAGGAGUUUGAACCUAAGAAGCAACAAUUUGACGGAAGCAAAAUCAAAGACUUCAGUAAGGAGAUCAAGAAGGCAAAGGAUUCGCAAGCGGUGGAAGAUGCUGAGGACUUUUUCAAGAAACUCUACGGAAGAUUAGGUGAGGCUUUUAAAACUGCUGGUAACACGCUCCACAAAGUUGGGUUGAAGGCUCUGGAAAAAGGCCAAUUGGCGGUGGCUACGACUAGCACUGAAUUGAAGAACCCAGUGGUUGUGUUGCAGGCGGUGGUGGGAAUCACCGGACUUAUUGGAGGUUACUUUGCGUACUUUGAAAGACACAGAAUCGACACGUCUAACAAGUUGACGUUGGCGCUUCACGGAGCCAUUAUUACUGGGUUUGUGCUUGUUGAUGGGUACUUGUUCCAGAAAUUUUACCCCAAGUAUAAGUAGAGGAUGUUAUUUGUAGACGAAUGAAUGUACACGCCAGACAAGACUAG
Messenger RNA from Yamadazyma tenuis ATCC 10573, 672 nucleotides. NCBI's taxonomy places the organism in Eukaryota, Fungi, Ascomycota, Pichiomycetes, Serinales, Debaryomycetaceae. The record is from RefSeq and is a predicted model, not a curated record.